Moneuplotes crassus is the source of this 543-nucleotide messenger RNA. Lineage: Eukaryota; Ciliophora; Spirotrichea; Euplotida; Euplotidae. The record is from the annotation of a GenBank genome assembly.
AUGAAUUUGGAUUCAUCCCUAUUUGUAGUCAAACAAGAGUAUAAGGUGAAAGCAACCCAGACCCAAUAUUGCUUAAGGUUUAUUAAUAUUAUGUCAAUGUUGGUACAAGUUUUCGUCUCCAUGAGGAUCUUGAGAGAGGUAGAUCAUUCUGAGAUGGUGCUCAUCCAUGUUCUUGCUAUCUUGUGGAGCCUCAUUUAUCACGUAUCGCCUCCCUACAGGAAAUCACCCCUGUUUUUAAAUUGUGCUUAUGUGAUUUGUGCAGUAUCUUUUUGUACAGUAUGUCUUAAUUCGAUGGAAGCUAGCUAUUCGCCUGAUAAUUUUGUGCAGUUAAUUAUCAUCGUGCUAACGUUUGUAUUAAUGCUACCUCCAGUGAUCACCAGUUUUACUCUAAUCCUUCUCAUUUUCUACGAAAAUGAGAAGCCUGAGCCUAAAAUGGUGCUUAUUCCAACAGAUACAUUCGUCACAAAGAUCGUGUAUGACCAACAUGACUCACAAGUCAACAAUAUUUAGAUGAUAAUUUAUGAAUAUGAGUACCUGUCCAAC